CUUUCUGUCUGCUAUUUCCCAAGCCACACUUAAGGUUGGAUCUAUAAUUAGUAAGGGGGCCUUCGGCAGUAUAUAAGCCUCUCGAGAACAGGUCACUACGCGGCUUCAGUCUUCACUUCUUGAGCUUCUUAGACUUCACACCGUCCCAGCAUGGCACCCAAAAAGGCUAAGAGGAGGGCAGGUGGAGGAGAGGGUUCCUCCAACGUCUUCUCCAUGUUUGAGCAGAGCCAGAUUCAGGAGUACAAGGAGGCUUUCACAAUCAUUGACCAGAACAGAGACGGCAUCAUCAGCAAAGAUGACCUUAGGGACGUGUUGGCCUCAAUGGGUCAGCUGAACGUGAAGAAUGAGGAGCUGGAGGCUAUGAUCAAGGAGGCCAGCGGCCCAAUCAACUUCACUGUUUUCCUCACCAUGUUUGGAGAGAAGCUGAAGGGUGCUGACCCCGAAGACGUCAUUGUGUCUGCCUUCAAGGUGCUGGAUCCAGAGGGCACCGGCACCAUCAAGAAGCAAUUCCUUGAGGAGCUUCUGACCACUCAGUGCGACAGGUUCUCUGCAGAGGAGAUGAAGAACCUGUGGGCCGCCUUCCCCCCAGAUGUGGCUGGCAAUGUUGACUACAAGAACAUCUGCUACGUCAUCACACACGGAGAGGAGAAGGAGGAGUAAACAGCUGCGGAGAAAAGACAGAAAAUGAAGAGAUGAACGCGUAUCCCUCACUGCUUUACUCUCCCAGGCUGUUCUUUGUCCUCCUUCUCUUACUUUGUGUAUCUUCCUCGCUUUCUUUCUUUCCAUCAUCUUUGUUACUUUCAAGCACUUACUCUCUCCAUCUCUCCAAAGACUUGUCUCGCUGAGACUGAACUGGGAAGGGUGGAGAGGCUCAUGACCACAGUGUCUGUCAAGUGGGGACAUGGGAUUGUUUUCAAUAAAAUGAACAUAAUUUCUAUAUCUCUCA
This is a messenger RNA of Ctenopharyngodon idella (grass carp), 946 nucleotides long. It is a transcript of the gene mylpfa, whose product is annotated as myosin light chain, phosphorylatable, fast skeletal muscle a. The transcript has 7 exons. Bases 151 to 660 code for a protein of 169 amino acids. NCBI's taxonomy places the organism in Eukaryota, Metazoa, Chordata, Actinopteri, Cypriniformes, Xenocyprididae. The record is from RefSeq and is a predicted model, not a curated record. Gene Ontology annotation, cellular component: cytoplasm. Gene Ontology annotation, molecular function: calcium ion binding. Gene Ontology annotation, biological process: skeletal muscle tissue development.